ACACUUAGUGUGCAUAUUUGUGGUUUGCUGGGAAACGUGACAAUCCCAGUCGUCCUUAACUGUCCUCUGGGUGACGGAUCAGGCUGCCACAUCGUCCACGUUUUUAUGGACAAUGCUCAGGUUUCUUUUCAGGGAUUGUUUGGUCGCCUGAUUGAGAUCCAUCCGUGUAACUACAGGGAACUGAAGCCAUCACUGUUUCAAAUUAAUUAUUUAAAUGUCUUAAGCCUCUGGUUGCUCUAAAGCUGCUUGAUGACAUUUACUGCUGUCCUCUGGGCGACAAAGAGCACCUGACAGUAAAUCCGGACUAUGAAUUUUUAUUUAAAUACGUAGUUUACAAAGUUCAAACUAAUGUAGCUGCACUUGGAAAAUACUUGAGAAGAGCAGUGAUUUCUGUGUCUUUGAGUGGAAGUACAGCAAAGAUUUAAGGUAGGCUGGUGUGGUUUUAUGUGGUUUGUUCACCGUUAACUUGUGAUUUAAAAGUAGGUCUAAGAAUUAUUUUCAGUUUUGUCUGUAAAAUGUCAGAAAAUGGUGAAAAACGCUCAUCGCAAUUCCCUAAAGAUCCAGUUGAGUAAAUCAAAUAUCUUGUUUUGUCAGACAAACGGUACAAAACCCCAAAAAUAUUGAGUUUAUUUUCAUAGAGGACACAGAAAACAUGAAAAUGGUCAUAUUUGAAAAGCUGGUUUGAUUAAAAAAAAAAAUCAUUUUUAAUUUACAGAAGAUACUCAGACAUAAUUUUGAGGUCAGUCAUUACAUUGGGACAGAUUAAAAUCAUGUUACUAAUUAAAACCAAUGUCCUCAUUCCCAUAAUCUGUAACAAGCUGAUUCCCUCUGUGACUCAAAAGAUUUAGUUAUGAAAUAUCCAUAUAAUCUUAUGUAAUGUGAUGUUGAAUGCUAAGAUAAAGUAAACAGGAAAAAGUAAAACCUGUCUGCAAACACAGUAACAGAUGUAAAUCCUUACUUUAGGAAAGAGUCCAAAACAGAGCAGGUUGGUUCCUCAGAUAUGGUCAUGUUUUGUGAUUAUCUGUUUAAGCCCAUAAUCCCCUCUCUAAUCAGGAAUAUUCAGUAUCUGCUCAUAGUGAAUUUACUGAAAUGACAUCAGUAUUCUGCCAUUGAAACAGGUUCUUUUGGUAUUGCUCAGAGGGAAAUGCAUACAGGAGGGUAACCAGGCCUUUCAGCAGGAGUGAUGAGACUGAUCUAAGUUGAAGAUGCCUCUCAGUGGCUGCACGAUGCUCUGUGUGCUGCCUCUUCUCCUGAACACGGUGUUGGGCUUCAAGCUGUGUCCCAGCCACUGCCUGUGCUAUGAAUCCUCUGACCUGGUGGACUGCCGGUCUCGAGGUCUGGUGUUGGUCCCUCCCAGUGUCCCCCAUGGCACCUGGCUGCUGGACUUGAGUGGGAACAAGCUGACGGAGGUAUGCACCAGAUCUUUCAUAGGGUUGUGGUCACUCAAGAUCCUCCUGAUGUCCAACAACAGCAUCCAAACUCUGCAGCCACAGUCUCUGUCAUCCCUGGAGUUCCUGGAGAGGCUGGACUUGAGUUUUAACCAGCUGCGUUGGCUCCCUCAGGACUUCUCCCAGAGUCUGUCCUCCCUGCAGGAGCUCCGGCUGGACCACAACCUGCUGCAGCACCUGGACUCUGCUUCACUGGGUGAGUUUAAAAACCUGAGGAAACUGGACCUCAGUUACAACCGCAUCCGGGCGAUGGACGUCAGGGCUUUCAGCGGCCUGUCUCGACUGAGCCUCCUCGACCUGGAAGGAAACAAGCUGAACGUGCUUAAAGACGGCCUGUUGAGCAGGCAGCAAAGCCUGGAGGUGCUUCUGCUGGGCCACAACAACAUCUCAGCGAUCGAGACGGAAGCUCUGGCUCCUCUGCGGAGUCUGACUUUGCUGGGCCUGCAGGGAAACCAGCUGCAGCACAUCAGGUUCAAGACCUUCCUGAAGCUCCAGACCACCACAACCCACCUUCAAAUGUCCUCCAACCCUUGGACCUGUGACUGUGAGCUGCAGCGCAUCUUCGCCAAGAUCCAUCGCGUUCGACAUCUGCUGGUGUACGACUACAAGGACAUCAUCUGUCAUGCUCCUGCUCAGCAAGCCGGGAGCUCCCUGGCGUCGCUGGACAGCCAGCUGUGUAUCACUGAGACAGCAUCAGUGCUUGUCAUCACCAUCACGGUGAUGCUCGCUGUGAUUGGCGCCCUGGUCAAAGCAGAGCACAACCGUAAGAACAAACAAGCUGCCAGUGAUGCAGAGUCAGAUGGACAAGAAAAAUGAUGUGUUUUAUUCAUGACCAGGAUGUCUGGGACUGAGGUGUGGUCCCUGAUGCCUGGUAUUGGACAUUGUUGCAUAAUAGAUUGUAGCCAACUACACAGUAUCAUGUUUCAUCCAGCCCCUAGACCACAUGAUCUGACUUCAUUUUAUAUUUAGAUUUCCUUUAAAGCUUUCUUUAAUUUACUCAAUUUUCUGCUAUAUCUGGUGUGGCAACCCCUGUAGCAGAAGGCAAGUACAGAAUAGCCCUUUAAAACUCAUUUAAAUGUGCGUAUCUUUUUUAACAGUCGCCCAGUAUUCAGUUUGAAUACCUCAAGGUCUCUAACUUGAAAACAGGAUCCCUAUACAGCCAAGAAACUUCUUUCUAUAAAUGUGGGUGUGGUGGUUAGUACAGGUUACUGACGGUACAUCUUCAAACAUUUUUGAAAUUCCCCAUCAUUUGACAUCUCUGAAACCAUCUAGCCACAUCUCUGUCUCUUCUGAUGACGUCCUUUGGAAUUUGAAAAACUGGUUGUGUUCCAGUAUCUGAUCUUUCUUGUAGGUGAUGAACUUACUAACCUUUUUAUUUUUGGCUGUGCAGUAAUACAAGUGAUGGCAAUGGUCACACCAUCAUGGAUGGACUAAUAAGUGGUAAUUAAGUCUGAUACUAGCAAUGGACAUUUGGCUCAACCCUCCAUUUUAUUUUAUUAUAUAUUGUAACAAUAUUAAACUUUAUCAUUACAACAAUGGUAAAAAAAAAAAAGAAAAGAAAACUAAUCUAACUAUUCUCAGCCAGAACUGAACAACCUGACGAUUUAACAUCUACACUGAAACAGUUUAUUGGCAACAGAGAAACAACUGCAUAAAUAAGUUAAUUCUGGCUUGCACAUAUGAAUGACUUAUUAAUGCAAAUUUAGUCUCAAGAGAAAACCGUUGCUACUUAAUCGUAUUGUUUUAUACUCAGAGGUGUUUUUAAUAAUUUGUCCAGCACACUUGUUUCAAUGAGGUCAGGCUCAGUAAUAGAAAGUCCUGUCAGUAUAAUACAACACCAUAAACUAUAUCCUCCAAAAUGACCAUACAGGAACACCUCUCCAAAACAAAAACUGAACAUAAUAACCUUCAUUAAGGCAGGAUUUAUUGCAGGACUGGAUUGGACGAUAUAGAUAUUUAGCUCCAAAUCCAAUUUAGUCUGAGGCGUCGGUUACAUUCAGCCUUUCAUCCUGUGCAAAACUGACAUGGUUUUAUGGAAAGUUGAGGUGGUCAUAGAUAAAUCAUCAUUACCAGUACUGCAGUUUAAUUACAGUUUAAACAAUAAAGUGAAAUGAGUUAUUGUAAUGAUCAAAAUACUCAAACAUUGACAGUAAUCCUCAGAACUUUGUGCACCAUCAUGUAACUAAACAAAGUCAUUUCAUAUAAAAGUAUAACUAUUUACACAGAAUUAACAGCUGUGCUUAUUAAGUUUAAUGAAUUUCACAUGAAUGCAAGUUGAAAGCAAGUGUUUAUCACCAAAUGGCCAUUCCACAGACAAGACAGCAUAAGUUAAAUUUUCCCUUUAUUUGCAAAAUAUUUAAACCAUAUACUGUAAAAUAUUAUCAAAUCAUUUAAGACUAUAAUUUUUGGAGUAAAAGGUAUUCCUCCUGUAGGUAUAAAGUACUUAUACUCAGUGUCAUGUUUCAGAGCGCAACAAAAUGUAAACACGAAUCUGAAUAAAUUAUUAAAUUGCUAAAAAGGAA
Molecule: messenger RNA, 3970 nt
Organism: Dicentrarchus labrax (European seabass)
Lineage: Eukaryota; Metazoa; Chordata; Actinopteri; Moronidae
Product: reticulon-4 receptor-like 2
Exons: 2
Coding region: 1206-2264 (352 amino acids)
Cellular component (GO): plasma membrane
Molecular function (GO): protein binding
Source: RefSeq, a predicted model, not a curated record